Messenger RNA from Penicillium waksmanii, 537 nucleotides. RefSeq lists its product as uncharacterized. Bases 1 to 537 code for a protein of 178 amino acids. The record is from RefSeq and is a predicted model, not a curated record. Lineage: Eukaryota; Fungi; Ascomycota; Eurotiomycetes; Eurotiales; Aspergillaceae. The transcript has a single exon.
AUGUCUCAGUAUACCGAUGCAUCCAGUAUUCUUUUACGCCUAGGAGUCUUUCUCCUCGCCACGAUUUGGCUACUCGUCGCUGCAUUCAAUUCCGCCACUGCUCGCUUUGCAGAUGUUUUACGAGACCAAGCAACAGCUGGCCUCAUUGAAUCCAGCAACCCAAUCCUGUACGACACAUUCAAAAAGCUCAUGAGUGAAUUUCGCAGCGCAAUGAUCAUUGUCGCAAUUUCCUCGGCUCUGUUUUCCGUGUUUGGCGCUACACUUUUCGCCCACCCAAGGUGGAUACGAGAAUGGAGAAGCUCUGUUGAUAACUUCUUUUUCAUCCAGUUCUUCUUCGGAGUAGCUGUGUUGUCUUUGGGUGGAUAUAUUAUGGACCAGAUGCAUGGGUUUCUUGACGUCUUUGCAGCAUUGGACGACCGAAGCGUCGUUCCUCGUUGCAGCAUUAUAUACCAUGGAGCUAUUGGACAGAUUGUGUUUGGUGGCCUUGUGAUUUUGACCAGCCUCAUGAGCUUCGGGUUUCUUUUCUGUAUUCGUUAG